CAGGGAGCGGGCAGCGGGGCAGCCCCGGGCAGCGGGGAGCGGGCAGCGGGGAGCGGGGCAGCCCCGGGCAGCCGAGCUCGGGGCCCCGCGGAGGCACCGGCAGCGUUUGGGGUGCGAAGGGCCGGUCGUCACCGGGGCGUCAGACGGGCUCGUGUGUCCCGGCCGGCUGUGCUGAAGGUGUCCAGGACAUGGUGGUGCUGCGGGCUGGGCUCUGCCCCGGCCUCACCGAGGACAUGCUGCAGCUCCUGAGGGCGAGCGGCGUCAGGACGGUGGUGGACUUUGUGUCAUCAGACCUGGAGGAUGUUGCCCAGAAGUGUUCCCUGUCUUACAAGGCGCUGGUUGCAGUGAGACGUGUGCUCCUGGCCCAGUUCUCUGCCUUCCCUGCCAAUGGAGCAGAUCUUUACGAGGAGCUCAAGAGCUCCACAGCCAUCCUGCCCACUGGGAGCCCGAGCCUGGACCAGCUGCUGGACUCUGGGCUGUACACAGGGGAAGUGACAGAGCUCAUGGGAGCACCAGGCAGUGGGAAGACACAGCUGUGCCUGGGCAUUGCAGCCAGCAUGUCUCUGGGCCUCAAGCAGCACGUCGUGUUUCUUGACUCCACGGGAGGGUUCACUGCUUCCCGUCUCUACCAGAUGCUUCGAGCCCAGGCAGAGGAUGAGGAAGAGCAGCUGGAGGCUCUGCAGCGGGUCCAGGUGAUCCGUGUGUUUGACGUCUAUGAGAUGCUGAGGGCCCUGCAGGAGCUGCGGGAUCGUCUCUCCCAGCAGGUCAUGAGCUCCGUGGCACCUCUCAAGGUCGUGGUGAUUGACUCAGUCUCAGCUGUGAUCUACCCAGUGCUGGGUGGCAGGCAGUCAGAGGGUUUGGCCAUCAUGAUGCAGCUAGCCAGGGAGCUGAAGACACUGGCCAGGGAGUUCAGCCUUGCUGUUGUGGUGACUAACCAGGUGACAAGGGAAAGCAGCACUGGGCCACUGAAGCCAGCCCUUGGCCGCUCUUGGAGUUUUGUGCCCAGCACCCGGCUGCUGCUGGAGACCAAAGAAGCCACUUGGCAGAAAACCACCAAGCAGCGUGUGGCUUCCCUGGCAAAGUCACCCCGGCAGCCAACAGGGAUACAGGUGGAGCUGGAGACUGGAAAUGAUGAUGUGCAGGAGCCAAGCCCAGCAGCACCCACAGAGGGGCCCUGAUGCAGGCAGAGAGCAAAUGUCAGAGUCCAAGAGAGCUGCAAAAAAAGCAGGCAAGCACACUGGAAAGGUUUUAUAGCCUACCUCUGAGUCCUGCACCCCUGGGAAGGACCAACAAAGAAGCUCUUGUUCUGUGCUGGGGAGAAAAUGAGCGUGGGGUUCCCUGGAGAUCUUCUUCCCUCAGCAGGUGCUGCCUGCAGGGGCUCUGCUGUGUGGACAGCAUGACAACCACGUCCUUUCCUCUGCUGCAGCUUGUCUUCAACCUGCAGAGCCAGCCCUGUCCCAAGGGUGUUGGUUUGGGACCAACAAGCACGUCCCUGCACAAAUCCAUCACUCCCAUGGUUUAGUUUCCUCUGUAACUCACAGCCCUCUGGCCCUGGAGCUCUGAUUGUCCUCAGGCAGCCCACAGGGGUCUGUGGCUCAGAAAUGAAACCAGGAUGUUGCAUACUGUCUGUGGCUGUUGGGAGCUGAAAUUCAAUUAGUGGCAGCUGCUGUUAAUUAACAUGUUGAGGUUUACUCUGGGGUGGGACAGGCUGCUGAUGAGCAGGGACAUGAUCAGAUCCCUGAUCUGGCCUUUUCCCCAGAGUGAGGGGUUGGAUGAGUCCUGAGUGACACCAGCUGGCCCUGCCUCAGGCUCAAGGACCUGCUCAAUUGCACGUGGUGAGCUUUGCAAUAGCAUCUCCUUGCUGCAGUGCUCUCCAGCUGCUCUGUCAGAGCUGUGCUUCCCGUGGAAACUGAGCUCUCAGGGCUGUGGUUUAUGGGGCCUCCACCACCUCCCAUCUCCUCCAUCGUGGCCACUGCAGCCCUGUGCACAUGGCUGUGGGAAAGGCCGUGCUCCCAGCAGGUCCUGCCUGGGGAGGGGACCGUGCCAAAGCAACGUGAGCUCUACCAUUAAACAGCUUUUGGUUUAAAUAAAUA
Colius striatus (speckled mousebird) is the source of this 2093-nucleotide messenger RNA. It is a transcript of the gene RAD51D, whose product is annotated as RAD51 paralog D. NCBI's taxonomy places the organism in Eukaryota, Metazoa, Chordata, Aves, Coliiformes, Coliidae. The coding region runs from base 189 to 1178 and encodes 329 amino acids. The record is from RefSeq and is a predicted model, not a curated record. The transcript is spliced from 11 exons. Gene Ontology annotation, molecular function: ATP binding; single-stranded DNA binding; four-way junction DNA binding. Gene Ontology annotation, biological process: telomere maintenance; reciprocal meiotic recombination; DNA strand invasion. Gene Ontology annotation, cellular component: replication fork; Rad51B-Rad51C-Rad51D-XRCC2 complex; centrosome.